Molecule: messenger RNA, 413 nt
Organism: Pogonomyrmex barbatus (red harvester ant)
Lineage: Eukaryota; Metazoa; Arthropoda; Insecta; Hymenoptera; Formicidae
Source: RefSeq, a predicted model, not a curated record
CAUGAAGUUAUACUUCUAUUGCUAGAAGAAUACAAUUUAAGACAAAAUGACUUUGUAACGGGAAAAAUAUUUAAAAAAAAAAUAUGGUCUUUAAUUGCGGAAAUGGAUAUAAAAGAAAUAAAACAUGGAUAUAAAAUUACAGAAAUACAAUGUUUAUCUAAAUUUUCAGAGUUAAAACGAACAUAUAAAGCUGUAAAAGAUCAUAACAACAAAUCUGGCAAUGGAAUACGAUCAUAUUUUUCUCAUAUGGAUAUUUUACUGGGUUUAAAACUUUUUAUGUCUUCCAUGAGUACUGUCUUGUCUACUGGUAAAUGAACCCAGCAAUAACGAAAAACGGCGUAAAAUUGUAUUUUUCUUUCCUCGACCAAUUAUCUAUCGGAGUACCGACACGGUGAUUCUCCGCGAUUCCACUG